AUGGGCAUGUUAUGGCUGGCUGCGCUCAACAUGCCCUCAUGGCCCCCACCACUCCCCCUCACCCGCCCUCUCUCUGCUUGUGUGUACCUGUGCUCAUGCGCGUGCCCGUGCUCGUGUGUGUGCGUGCUCUCAUGCAUCUGUGUGUGUGUGCUCUCAUGCAUCUGUGUGUGCGUGCUCUCAUGUGUCUGUGUGUGCGUGCUCUCAUGCAUCUGUGUGUGCGUGCCCUCAUGCAUCUGUGUGUGCGUGCUUUCAUGCAUCUGUGUGUGCGUGCUCUCAUGCAUCUGUGUGUGCGUGCUCUCAUGCAUCUGUGUGUGCGUGCUCUCAUGCAUCUGUGUGUGCGUGCUCUCAUGCAUCUGUGUGUGCGUGCUCUCAUGUGUCUGUGUGUGCGUGCUCUCAUGUGUCUGUGUGUGCGUGCUCUCAUGCAUCUGCGUGUGCAUGCUCUCAUGCAUCUGUGUGUGCGUGCUCUCAUGCAUCUGUGUGUGCGUGCUCUCAUGCAUCUGUGUGUGCGUGCUCUCAUGCAUCUGUGUGUGCGUGCUCUCAUGCAUCUGUGUGUGCGUGCUCUCAUGCAUCUGUGUGUGCGUGCUCUCAUGCAUCUGUGUGUGCGUGCUCUCAUGCAUCUGUGUGUGCGUGCUCUCAUGCAUCUGUGUGUGCGUGCUCUCAUGUGUCUGUGUGUGCGUGCUCUCAUGUGUCUGUGUGUGCGUGCUCUCAUGCAUCUGUGUGUGCAUGCUCUCAUGCAUCUGUGUGUGCGUGCUCUCAUGCAUCUGUGUGUGCGUGCUCUCAUGCAUCUGUGUGUGCGUGCUCUCAUGCAUCUGCGUGUGUGUGCACAUGAGCAUGAGGAGCAGGCAGGUGGCGGUGGCGGUAUGUCAGCGCAGCAGGGACUACCAUGUCAACGUGCUCGGAUGGUUCCCCGCACCUUCCUCCUCUGCUGCGAGCAAGGAGGAGGAGGAGGAGCAGGAGGGCGGGGGGUGGGGCAACGCGCGGGUGUGUGAGAUUGCCAACGAUCGAUGGCUGGCGUGCAUUCAGAAGCAGGGUGAGGGGAUGGGUGAAGGGGUGGUGGGGGCAGGGCGGCAGGGAGCCCAUGGAUGGACACGCCCUUCACCUCAUGUGCAUCCUGCCCUCUACUUCCCGCCCUUCACCCCCUCGACGCCCCUCACCACAGAGAGCGGCGACGACAACCAGGUGGUGGGGGCAGCAAUGGACGUGUGCUCUGCAUGGGCCGCAGUGAGCCCCAUGGACCCUCGGGACGACGACACCCACAUGGUGUUUGUGGUGGAAUGGAAGGCAUGCGAAUCGAAUACUCCACCCUUCAUUUUCCCCUCGGACUCCUCGCCUCUCCUUGCUUGCCCGCACCUGUGUUCUUCCAGAGAGCGGGGACGACAACCAGGUGGUGGGGGCAGCAAUGGAUUUGUGCUCAGCAUGGGCCGCAGACUCAACGCGCUGCUGCGUGUAUUCGCCCGCAACUUCUCCUCUGUGCCUUGCCCAUGCUGCUAUGCCCCUAGCAUUGAAGCCCCUUCCCCUUUGCCUCCUGUUCGGCCUCUCCAUCCACCUAACCUCCUUCCACAAUCUCUAAUCCCCAACCGCCCUUCCCCUGCCCAUAUGCUCCCUUUACCCCUCCCCUUCUCCCCCACGGCACCGGGGGUUGUGGCAGCCCAGGGGGGUGGGAAGAGGGAGGGGGAGGACGAGGAUGAGGACACGGCUAGCAGCCCGUCUCCGCCGCCCGGUGAUGCAGCUGGGGAAGGCGUGGGGGGAGCGGGGGGAGCGGGGGGGGCGGGGCAGGGGGCGGCAGCAGUGAAGGUGUCCCCCACAGGGGGAGCAGCAGCGUCCUCUCUCAAGCCAGGCGCCCCACAGCCCUUUCUGCAGCGCCUCAUGCAUCCCUCCCCCGCCGCUGCUGCCCCAGCUGCCGCUGCUGCCCCAGCUGCCGCUGUGGCCGCCUCUGCUGCUGCUGCUGCUGCCUCUGCUGCCGCCCCUUCGUUCUCCCCACCUUCCUCCUCCCCUUCUCCUUUCUCCUCUGCAUUCCCUGCCUUUGGUUCUGCCCCUGCCUUUGGUUCGGCCCCGACCUUUGGUUCUGGUUCGGCCCCUGCCUUUGGCUCUGGUUCGGCCCCUGCCUUUGGCUCUGCCCCUGCCUUUGGUUCUGCUCCUGCCUUUGGCUCUGCCCCUGCCUUUGGUUCUGCUCCUGCCUUUGGCUCUGCCCCUGCCUUUGGUUCUGCUCCUGCCUUUGGCUCUGCCCCUGCCUUUGGUUCUGCUCCUGCCUUUGGCUCUGCCCCUGCCUUUGGUUCUGCUCCUGCCUUUGGCUCUGCCCCUGCCUUUGGUUCUGCUCCUGCCUUUGGCUCUGCCCCUGCCUUUGGUUCUGCUCCUGCCUUUGGCUCUGCCCCUGCCUUUGGUUCUGCUCCUGCCUUUGGCUCUGCCCCUGCCUUUGGUUCUGCUCCUGCCUUUGGCGCUGCCUCCCCCUUCGGCACUGCCUCUUCUCCCUUUGCCCCCAAGUCCCCAACCCCAGCCUCCCCCUUCACCAUGCCAUCUGCAAAGCCUGCCGAACCUCCCACUGCUGCUGCUCCCUCUGCAGCCGCUGCAGCCUCUCCCCCCGCGUCCUCCCCAUUCCCCCUCGCCCCUGCGCCCUCCUCCACUCUCUUCGCCCCCUUCUCCCGCCCCCCUGACUCCUCCAAGCCCCUCUCCCCCUUCCCCUUCCCCUCCUCCACCUCCAAACCUGCCUCCCCCUUCCCCUUCCCCGCUGCCCCUGCUGCUAAAGAUUCCCCCCCAGCUGCCCCUUCCGCCUUCCCCCCAUUCGCGCCCCCCACCUCCGCAUCCCCCUUUCCCCCCCCCGCCUCCUCCUCCUCGCCGUUCGGCCCGUUCGGCUCUAAAAACGCUCCUCUGCAGGGCCUUCCUUUUAACGCAUCUGCUGCUGCUGCUGCCCCUGCUGCUGCCACUCGUGCUGGUAGUGCUGGUUCUGCUGCUGGUGCUGCUGCUGUGGCGGCAGCAGCAGGAGCGGCAGCAGCAGGGUCUCUGGCUGACAGGCGCCUGCCUGCUAAAGGAGCGUUUGUGGUGGGGAAGACAGGGAGGGAGGCAGAGGAGGAGGAAGAGGAAGAGGAGGGAGAAUACGAGGAAGGGGAGGAGGAGUAUGAGGGGGAGGAAGGAGAGGAAGAGUAUGAGGAAGGGGAGGAGGAGGAGGGGUAUGAGGAGGAAGAGGGGGAGGAGUAUGAGGAGGAGUAUGAGGAGGAGGAAGAAGGGGAGGUGUAUGAACCAGAAGAGGCAGCGCGGCCAGCGAUUCCCAAGCCAGAAGCAGUCUUCCCACACCCCUCCACACUCCUCCCCACCGCUCUCUCCCCCGACCAGCGCCGCUCGUUGCUCCCCAAACGCUCUCCCGCGCAAUCCUCCCACCCAGCAGCAGCGGCAGCAGGCGGGGUGAUAGAGGCGCUGAUAGCAGCCAUGGGGGAGAUGAGGGGGAUGAGCGCGGAGGUGCAGGGGGCUGUGGAGGGGGGGGCGCUGGGGGAGCGGUUGAAGGAGGUGGAGGGGCGCGUGAGGGAGAUGGGGGGUGCUGUGAAAGGGUUUAAGAGCGGUGUGGAGGAGUUGAGAGGGGUGGUGGAGGAGCUGAGGGAUGGGAAUUUGAUGGGUGAGUGGGAAGGGAAGAUUGGGAGGAAGGGAUGCAGGCAGAGAGUGGGGGUGCUGGGGCAGAGGGGGUGUUGGAAUGGAGGGUUGGCUGGGCAUGCAUUCCAGUCCUACCUGUUCCUCCGACUCUGCCCCCCAUCCUCCCCCCCCUCUCCACCAGUGGAGGACAGGGUGGUGCGCACGUCCCACUGGGUGCGCCUGCUCGCCUCCCCCUCACUCGCCUCGCUGCAUGCCGACCAGCCUCUGCGUCCUCUCAUCCCUUGUUCCUUCCUCAAGUCCGUCACCCCUUCUCCCCCUCCCAUUCCUUCCAAACCAGCGGAGGACAGGGUGGUGGUGGUGCGGGCGUCCCACUGGGUGCGCCUGCUCUCCACCCCCUCCCUCGCCUCGCUGCAUGCUGACCAGCCACUGCCGCCAUCGCUGGAGCAGCAGCGCCAACGCGUGCUCACUCUUAGACAGGUGGGUGGGAAGAGGGCAGGUAGUGAGGGCUCACCCCACGCACUGCAAUGGGUGCGCCUGCUCGCGUCCCCCUCACUCGCAUCGCUGCAUGCCGACCAGCCGCUGCCGCCAUCUCUGCAGCGGCAGCGCCGACGCCUGCUCACUCUCAGACAGGAGGUGCAGGUGCGCCUGGCAGAGCUGCAACAGCCAGUCAACUCUUCAUUCUCCCUGCCCCCCCCACCACCCCCCCCGUCCCCCCUCCAGGAGGUGCGGGUACGACUGGCAGAGCUGCAGCAGAUGGCGCAGGAGGAGGAGGCACGGCGCCGGCAGGAGCAGAGGGAGCGGGAGCGACAGGAGAGAGAGCAGAGGGCCAGGGCUAGUCGGAGGGCGCACGGGGGAGUGUGGCAGGGGCAAGGUGUGGGGUACGGUGGGGGGUACGGGGCUGAGGAGGAGUUUUCAUCGCUCACCGAUCGGUUUGGUGGGCUCAACAUGGCCGCUGCUGCUGGUCGCCACGGCACUUCCCCGGUCUCCCCCUGGCCGCCCCUAGCGGCAACAGUGAACGCGCAGCUGGCAGUGGCCUCCCACCUGCUCCACCAGGCCGCCCUCCUGCGCUCCCGCCUCGCCCUCCCCCCGCUCCCCUCCCCUCCCCGCACCCGCCGCCGCGCCUCCCCCCGCGCCUCCCCCGGCGCAGCAUGGGUGCCACAAGGAAGGUGGGUGAGGGGGGAUGAUGGGGGAAUGGUGGGAGGAGCGUGGGGCUUGUUAUGGUGGGAUGGAAGGGAGGUGAUGGGUGUGGAAGCAGGGGAAGUGCAGUGCUCUGCUGCUGCUGUCGCCUCGCUGCCAACCUGCUCACAGCAAUUGCAGUGCAUCCCCUCCCACGCUCUCCCACUGCGUCUCCUCUCGUCGCCCUCCCGCUCCUCCCCCACUCCAAAGCGCCCCCUCCCGGGCCUCUCCUCUUUGGGCGGCCAUGCCCCCCUCCCUUCAGCUGCCCCCAAGCCACCCUCCUCCUCUCCCUUUGGCUUUGCUUCCUCCUCACAAUCCACCUCCUCGUUCUCCUCUCCCUUCUCCUCCCCCUCCUCCUCCCCGUCGCCCUUCACUGCACCAGCCACCAAGCCAUCCCCCUUCACCACCAGUGCAACCGCCUCCCCGUUCUCUUCCACUCCCUUCUCCACCUCCCCUUUCUCGUCCUCUCCCUCACCAUUCUCCUCCACCUCCCCAUUUUCUUCCGCCUCGCCGUUCUCCCAGGCCACCAACCCCUUCCAGCUCCCCAAACAGGCCCCCAAGCCACCCACUGCCACACCCCCUGCCACUGCUUCUACUACUGCUGCUGCCGCCACCAGUGCUGCCAGCACAGGCACAGCCGCAGCAGCAUCAGAAACCGCUGCCUCUGCUGCGGCCGCUGCUGCUAAGCCGAGUGCAAAUGCCACAACUGCAGCCCCCUCAGCAGCAUCUUCUGCUGCUGCAGCACCCUCCCCCACCCCGUCCUCUCCCCUGUCUGGCUUCUCCUCUGCUCUCCCUUCCUUCUCCUCCCCGUUCUCCUCCGCCCCUGCACCUGCCUCCCGCCCUCCGCUCUUCUCCACCACCACGCCACUCUUCUCCUCCAAGCCGCUCACCCCUCCUUCCACUACUGCUCCUGUCGCUGUCACCCCCACUUCUGCUUCUGCUGCUACUCCAUCCACCACCUUGUCAUCCACUUCAUCCCCAGCAGCCACCACACCACCAGCGGCAGCCACAGCUUCUGCUGCUGCCCCAGCCGCUGCCUUCCCAUCCUUCACCUCUCCCUUCGCCUCCCAGUCAUCUCCCUUUGCCCCCACCUCCCCCGCCCCUGCCUUGCCCACCGCCCCUCUCUCCACUCCCCCUGUCGCCUCCUCCCCCUUCCAGCCGCCCAGGUCCCCUUCCCCUCAGCCUGCGCCCAUGGCAGCAGGGGGAGAAGGGGGGGACGAUGAGGGGAUGGAGGAGGAGCAAGGAGCGGCCACGGCGCCACCCACCGCUGCUGCAGGCGCCUUUGCCUCGCUGGGCUUUGGCUCCUCUGCUCCCCGCCCUUCCACCACCCCCGCCAACCCCUUUGGAGGCUCUCCCUUCGGCGCCCCUGCCUUCGCCUCCCCCACCUCUGCCUCUGCCUUCUCGCCGGCCUCCCAGCCUGCCUUUGGCGCCAGCAGCACCUCUCCGAAUCUCUUUGCACCGGCCUCCUUCGCCCUCCCUGCCGCUUCAUCCUCCUCUCCUGCCUCCUCCUCCCCAUUCGGUGCUCCCUCUUCUCUCAGCACCCCCUCUCCAGCCGCCCCUCGCCCCUUUGGCUCAACUGCUGGUCCAUUUGCCUUCCCUGCCUCCCCCUCCUCCCCCUUCGGAGCUGCUGCUGCCCCUGCUGCUGCCCAGACCUCGCCCAGCUCAGGGUCAGGCUUCGCUCUGGGCGCGUUCGGGCAGACGCGAAACAUAUCAGGUGCCCCUGCUUUUGGGGCUGCUGCCCAGUUAUCUGCGGCAGCACCAGCUGUGUCUCCAUUCGCUGGGUUGACGACAGGUGGCGGCUUUGCUGGUGCCGCCCAGGGAGGAGGAGGUUUUGGGGCGUUUGCCAACAAGCCUGCAGCGCUGGCCUCCCGCCCUUUCACGCCCGCCUCCCCUGCCUCUGCUGGCCCUCCUGGGCUCUUCGCCAUGCGCAAGUGA
Molecule: messenger RNA, 6690 nt
Organism: Closterium sp. Naga37s-1
Lineage: Eukaryota; Viridiplantae; Streptophyta; Zygnematophyceae; Desmidiales; Closteriaceae
Source: the annotation of a GenBank genome assembly